Messenger RNA from Epinephelus moara (kelp grouper), 4359 nucleotides. RefSeq names its product cerebellar degeneration-related protein 2-like. The record is from RefSeq and is a predicted model, not a curated record. The coding region runs from base 136 to 1473 and encodes 445 amino acids. NCBI's taxonomy places the organism in Eukaryota, Metazoa, Chordata, Actinopteri, Perciformes, Serranidae. The transcript has 6 exons.
AGAUGAGCGCACACCGGUGCCGGUUGCAGGCGUGCAGACAGCGGCGGGAGGGACGCGGACUGAACCGUUCAUCAGCAUUGUGUCAUGAUUAAAAAUAAUCCUCAGACUGUGUGACUGACUCUUUAAACCGUGAAGAUGCUGACAGACAUGAUCGUGGAGCAAGAAUUUGAGAUCAACGAGGAGGAACCGUGGUACGACAAGCAAGACCUUGAGCAUGACCUGCAGCUGGCUGCCGAGCUGGGGAAGAGUCUCCUGGAGCGAAACAGGGAGCUGGAGCAAGGGCUGCAGCAGAUGUACUCCACCAACCAGGAGCAACUGCAGGAGAUCGAGUACCUAACGAAGCAGGUGGACCUCCUCCGGCAGGUCAAUGACCAGCAUGCUAAAGUGUACGAGCAGCUGGACCUGUCGGCUCGAGAACUGGAGCACAGCAACCACAAACUAGUUCUGGACAACAGGAUGGCCCAGCAGAAGGUCCAGGGGCUGACAGAGACGGUGGAGCUGCUGCAGACGCAGGUGGAGGAGCUGCAACAUCAGGUGGAGGAGAUGAAGCUGAGUCCCUCUCCCCCUCCAAAGCCUCCGCACAGAGAGAAGUGGCCACCCCGCAGCACUCAGAGUGUGUCCUGCCUGAAAGAGCUGCAAAACACACUCAGAUAUGACUGCGACGAACCCUCAGAUGGCCUCCAGUCCUCCGACAUGUCGUGGCACGAAGAGGAGCAGGCGUCGCUUCGACAAUCCCUCCGCAACCUCCAGACUCAGUUCGCCAAUGAGCGUGCUCGGAGGGAGCAGUCAGAGCGAGAGGCCGAGCUGCUCGCCAGAGAAAAUGCAGCGCUGGAGCAGCAGCUGGCAGGGAUGGAGGGCUGUCAGGUCCGAGUGGCAGAGCUGGAGCGCGAGGCGGAGGAGCUUCGUCAGCUCUGGAAAUCAGAUUCCUCCCAGAGAUCCACCAGACCGGACGUCAUCCACAGCCUGCUGCGCAACUCCAUGUUCCUCAACGCGGAGGAGGAGAAUGAUGGCGCUGCAGAGAAAAGCCCCUGGGUCCUGAAGCGCUGGGACAGCGAGCGGCUGAUGAAGGCGACACAUAUGCCUGACUCUCCCGACAGGAUCUAUGACCACGAGUGCUCCUGCGUGCGUCGGGCUGAGGUGGUGAAGUAUCGUGGGAUCUCGCUGCUAAAUGAGGUCGACGCCCAGUACAGUGCCUUGCAGGUGAAGUACGACGAGCUGCUGCGGCGCUGCCACCUGGUGCAGCAGGAGGAGGAGCAGGAUGGGCAGACCCACAGGUCGGUCCAGACUGCAUCUCUCGCCGCCACUUGUCCUACUCUCACAGACAUGGGGGACUUUACAGACGACUUUCACCAGCCGGAGUAUAAGGAACUUUUUAGGGAAAUCUUCUCACGCAUUCAGAAAACCAAAGAGGACCUGAUUGAGAACAGAGGGCGACUUUCAGCUGGUGAAACGCUGCCUAUUUUGCAUCAAUAGCUCGCAAAAAAGAAAGAAAAAGAUGCUGCAAGAUGUAUUAUUGUCUUCCAGUUAAAGAGCGACUCUUUGGAAAGACUCUUACAGCAGCACUUGAAGUUAACUCUACACUUUACUGUAUGUUAUCCGCCCAGAAAUGGUGAUCGCCUUGCGAAGGUGUUAAGAGACGAGAGUGAUACAGGAACCAGAAGGCCAAACACCACCAGCUCAUGUCUCAGAUGAGGCUCAUUUUGCACAGAAACACCAGUGCCUAACGCUGCCGUCUCUACUGUGCAAUCACUCUACCUCACUUUGCACAAACCAACUCCUGAGGAAAUCAUUUCUGGGUCUUCCUUUAUCGGUAACACUUUAUUUUAUGGGUCCUAUAGUUUCCUAGAAAGAUGUAAGUUUCACAGAAAGUUUCCUGGAAAAUAUGUAAAGAUGUAAUUUAGUGCUAAUAACAGAAAAAAUGGUAGUUCAGCUCACAGGGUGUGGACUGUGGUUAUGAGCCUGCCAUUGGCCGCCUGUUUCAGAUGGAAUUCUCCCCUUCCACUAUCUGCGUGCUACAGUUUCCGAAGUCCCUGACGCUACGUGAAACUAGUCCCGCCAAACCUGAGACACAAGACAUGAAACAACCUCUGAGCUAAAAACAGCAGCGCUCGCCUCCCCACCCUGCAAAUGUUCUACCGAAACAAGUUCCCUCCCAGGUGUAACCAAAAGACUUUUAGGUUACCCCUAACCCUAAAGUCUUGAAGUCAGUGCACAGUGGGUCAGCUAAACCAUCGGUUCCCAACUGGUCAAGCCUCAGGAUUCAGAUUUCUCCUUAGUCAUUAGUUCAAGGUCCGCACGGUUUAAUACAUUCAGCGUCAUACUUGCAUUUGGCCAUGUUGUUUUGGCUAGUCUUCUGUCUCUGUUAAGCUUUCAGUUAUUCACCCACUCUACAGCAGGAAUGGCACUUCAAAAUAAAAGCUCUGUGCCGGAAAUUCACUGGACUUCACAACAAACUUCACAUAUUGGUGAGUCACUUGCGGUCCAUUCAGAAUGGACCUGCAACCCACCAGGUAGGAACCACUGAGCUAAACAAUCAGAAGUUAUAUACAGUUAUACGACAAUUCAAUGUUCGUAUAUGGAAGACCAAGUUUCCAAGUAAUUUUCUUUCUCAAAAGAAAUCAAACUGCUUUCCGCUUCAGACCAAAGAUUAACGAUGAGGCGGACACUUGAAACUACCUGCAAUGCCCCAGUUUGCUAGGUUCUGAAAACCUGCCAGUUUACACCAACGUGACUUGACGAGACGGUGUAUCGUCUCCAAUAGCAACUUCUCUCUGAACUUGCUUUGUAACGUCAAGCUUUUCUGGCUUAUUUUGCAGCUGAAUAUAAUUUUUAUCUUCUUAAAGUAUGAAUGAGAGUAGUGAUAGUGAACAUCCCAACCCUCACCUAUGGUCAUGAGCUCUGGGUGGUGACCGAAAGAAUGAGAUUGUGGAUACAAGCAGCCGAAAUGAGUUUCCUCCGUGGGGUGUCUGGGCUCAGAGAUAGGGUAAGGAGCUUGGACAUCUGGAGGGAGCUCGGAGUAGAGCUGCUGCUCCUGUGCGUCGAAAGAGGUCAGUUGAGGUGGUUCGGGCAUCUGAUCAGGAUGCCUCCUGGGUGCCUCCUGUUGGAGGUGUUCUGGGUACGUCCCACUGGUAGGAGGCCCUGGGGCAGACCCAGAACAUGCUGCGUACAUACCUCAUCUGGCCUGGGAAUGCCUUGGGGUCCCCCAGGAGGGGCUGGAAAGCGUUGCUGGGGAGAGGGAUGUCUGGGGCGCUUUGCUCAGCCUGCUGCCCCUGUGACCCUGCCCCAUAUAAGUGGAUGAAAAUGGAUAGAUGGAUAUCUACAUAGGGAGAGGGUCCUUGUCCACGGAGUUCGUCAUGUUGAUUCUUCAGUAGCCCAGAAUGGACAAACCAAACACUGGCUCUAGUUCUGCAAUCUCGUGGCUAGAUGCUACUAAAUCCUACACACUUUAAAAAAUGUCUUACAUGAUGAAUUGAUUAUCUAAAUAGUUGCUGAAUUAUUUUGUGUUGAUCAGCUAAUCAACUAAUCAACCAGUUAUUUCAGCUUUAACCAGGACUGUGACCUAAAAGCUCUUCGAGUCAAAACUGUCAGUUAGUCCCAAAUUACAAACUAAACUGUUCUUUUCAGGAAACUUGCGAGAUUAUUAUCACAAAAUUACGGAUCCAUAAAAUAGAAUGUCAUGUGUAAUGUAUGCUGUAUCUGCUCUUUGAUUUGUUUACUGAGCUCCGAUGAUCCAGUGUGAACUUUUUUUAAUUUAUUUUUCCUUUGCAACUAUUUGCAGCCGGUGAUAGUUAUGCCUGCGCCUAUAAGAGCGACUGAUCUAAGUUGUUACAUUGGUGAAGGAGUUUAUAUUAUUGGUGAUUCAAGGUGCUCAAACAUAUUUAGGACCUUUUGUAAUCGUGACAUUUCUUUCUAAAAAAAAAUGAUACUUGAUUAUUGUGCGAUAGGUUAGAUGACUGUGAGUGAAUGUUAUAUUAAAGGGAAGUUCUGAGGUUUACCAAAAGACUAACUCUAUGUACUUGAUGAUGUAACGGCCUCCUGGUAUAUAUAUCAUAUAUCAUAAAGUCAUGUUUGAUUAGAAGCUUUUCUCAGCAGAACUUCUGUUGCUUUUGCUGCCUGACGUCCACGUGAACUCGUUAAGCUUAAGACUGUGCGCACAGUUUGUAGAUGUCUGUGAAAUCACGUUGAGAUGCACUUUAGAAAUUGCACAUUAUCAAAGCUCUUCUGACACUUUACGUAUGUAGUUAUUAUCAAGUGUCCUGAAUAAUCUGCAGUAUGUAUGUAUGUACGAUGUGUUUCUACCUGUUUCAUGAUUGGACCUUGGGGCUUAAUGUCUGAGCCAUAAAACAUGAAGCAAGCCAA